This is a messenger RNA of Monosiga brevicollis MX1, 2706 nucleotides long. RefSeq lists its product as uncharacterized. The record is from RefSeq and is a predicted model, not a curated record. The transcript is spliced from 21 exons. The coding region runs from base 1 to 2706 and encodes 901 amino acids. Gene Ontology annotation, cellular component: plasma membrane. Gene Ontology annotation, biological process: phospholipid translocation. Gene Ontology annotation, molecular function: ATP hydrolysis activity; ATPase-coupled intramembrane lipid carrier activity; magnesium ion binding. NCBI's taxonomy places the organism in Eukaryota, Choanoflagellata, Craspedida, Salpingoecidae.
AUGUGCUAUGUGGAAACAGCCAACUUGGACGGUGAAACUAAUCUCAAGAUUCGCCAGGGCUUACCGGCCACCAGCCACCUGAUCUCACGCGACAGCAUUCGCGAUUGGUACCUUGGGUGCGUUCUGUGGAUUUGCACAGCCAUCAGUUGUAGCGUGGAUGUGCUUGGUUUUGAGCAAGAAAAGCCGCUCAGCCCUUGGCUCACUUUUUUCACCUUUAUCAUCCUCUACAACAAUCUAAUCCCAAUCUCGCUGAUCAUUACAUUGGAUAUCGUCAAAUAUUUUCAAGCGCUCGUGUUUAUCAACAACGAUUUGGACAUGUACCACGAGGAAAGCGACACGCCCCCGCGGGCACAAACCUCGGCGCUCAACGAGGAGCUGGGUCAAGUGCAGUAUAUUUUCAGCGACAAGACUGGCACAUUGACUCAGAAUGAAAUGCUCUUACUCAAGUGUUCAGUCGCCGGCAUUUGCUACGAGAACAAUCAUCAGGAGGUACACGCCUGUCCUCAGCUUGCAGACUUACACGACAUCGCGCCCAGUUCCGAGCUAGUUGUGGCUGUAGCAAUCUUUGCACCGGACUUAGUCUGGCCUUAUUCCGCCUUGCUCGACAAUUUGACCAAUCAGCACCCCACUGCCUCGGUUAUCCGCGAGUAUCUCACUCUCCUCGCUGUGUGUCACACUGUCGUCCCCGAGCGCGACCGGCAUGAUUCUGGCGUGAUUAUUUAUCAAGCCGCCUCCCCCGACGAGUCGGCGCUGGUUGAGGCCGUAAAGCGCCUAGGAUUUUCUUUCAAUGUUCGCCAGCCGGAGAGCGUGCAGAUCAAUGCGCUGGGCCGGGACGAGAAGUACGAGAUUCUCAAUGUUCUUGAAUUCAAUAGCACGCGCAAGCGCAUGUCGGUCAUUGUGCGAACGCCACAUGGCAAGAUCAAAUUAUACUGCAAGGGUGCUGACAAUGUCAUCUAUGAGCGGCUUGCGCCCAAUCAACCCUUUCAAGACGCCACGACGCAGCAUCUCAAGGUUUUUGCGUCGGAUGGACUGCGAACUUUGUGCCUGGCCGUGGCUGAAAUCGAUGAGGCCAGAUACGCAGAAUGGAGCAAAGUUUAUGAGGCUGCCGCUACUGCGCUGACAAAUCGAGCGGAGAAGCUGGACGAGGCUGCUGAACAGGCACGUUUACCCAACCUCUUCUUGCUGGGAGCCACAGCCAUUGAGGAUCGGCUACAAGAGGGGGUCCCAGAGACGAUUCAGGCUCUGGCGCAAGCAGGCAUCAAGAUUUGGGUGUGCACCGGCGACAAGCAGGAGACGGCCAUUAACAUUGGCUUCUCUUGUCGCCUUUUGACAUCACAAAUGACGCUGCUUGUUGCCAACGAGUACACACACAGCGACUGCGCUCGAUGGCUGGAUGAGCAGCUCCAGACCUACCGUCGGUCCGACGAGCAGACCAAGCUGGCCAUGAUCAUUGAUCGAGGCACGCUCGAGUUUGCUCUUACACCAGCGUUGCUGGAUCGCUGGCUGGAGCUGGCCAAGCUCUGCAAAGCAGUCAUCGCGUGCCGAGUGUCACCUCUGCAAAAGGCCGAAAUCGUGCGAGCGGUGAAAGAGUCAGAGGCGGCCAUCACGUUAGCAAUUGGUGAUGGGGCCAACGACGUGGGCAUGAUUCAAGCAGCGCACGUGGGCGUGGGUAUCAGUGGCAAAGAGGGGCUGCAGGCGGCACGCUCAGCCGAUUACAGCGUAGGGCAAUUUCGCUUUCUCAAAAAGCUUCUUUUGGUGCAUGGUGCCUGGAGCUAUCGCCGCAUCACCAUGCUCAUCCUCUACUCCUUCUGGAAGAAUAUUGCACUCUACUUGAUGGAACUCUGGUUUGCCUUUGACAAUGGCUUCUCGGGUCAAAUCUUGUUCGAAAAAUGGACGCUGUCCGCGUACAACGUGGCCUUUACGCUGCUCCCACCGCUGGCCAUUGGCGUGUUUGAUCAACACUUGAGCGCAAGCACUUUGAUGAGCAUCCCGUCGCUCUACCAAUACGGGCAGAAGCGACAGAACUUCAAUACGUGGGUAUUUUGGGGCUGGACCCUGAAUUCAAUCUACCACAGUCUCUUGUUGUACUGGCUGCCGUUGGAAGCAUUCAAGCAUGACAAUAUCCAGAAUGAUGGUACAGUGACAGGGCAAUGGUUUUUUGGCCACGUCGUGUAUAGCAUUGUGAUCUACACGGUCAUUUUGAAGGCUGCGAUGGUUAUCAAUUCAUGGACCAAGUAUACCCAUAUCUUCCUGUGGGGCUCGGUUCUGAUCUGGAUUAUUUUCACGCUCAUCUACUUUCGUCUCUGGGCGUCCAAUGCCUUUGGCGGCAUUGGAUAUGAGGUGUAUGGCGUGGACACGCAAAUGUAUCGAUCAGCGCUGGUGUGGUUCAGCUUUCUCCUCUUCCCUGUCUUGGCCUUGUAUCGCGACGCCAUGUAUGUUGCGCUGUGGACUUGUGUGCAGCGCGGCAAGCUGGGAAGACCGGCUUCAGGCCCAAGAACAGCGAAGCGCAGUUAUCCCACAGAUGCCCGACGUAAGGCGCGCCUUUGGACCGCACAUGGCUCACUUUUCCCGUGGGCGACUGAAACCGACCUGAAGCUAACUCAUCUUGCUCCUUUUGUCUUUCUUAACGAAAACACGGCUUCGGUAACUCAGGCCACCUUGAUUCGUCGCUACGACACGACCUUGGACAAGCCCGAGGGCGAAUAA